Messenger RNA from Oncorhynchus mykiss (rainbow trout), 2635 nucleotides. Its product is annotated as gremlin-2. The record is from RefSeq and is a predicted model, not a curated record. Gene Ontology annotation, biological process: animal organ morphogenesis. Lineage: Eukaryota; Metazoa; Chordata; Actinopteri; Salmoniformes; Salmonidae. Gene Ontology annotation, molecular function: BMP binding; receptor ligand activity.
GUACGAGAGGGAGUGAUAGAGGGAAGAGGGAAUGAGCAAGACUGACAGGGGAUUCCAAGAGUGGAGAGUCAGCAGUGAGUAUGUUUGUGGAAACAGGAGGGAGGAUAAGUAUGCAGAGAAACAGAGAGGGUAUGGGAGAGAGGUGAGGCUUGGUUUGAUUCAUGUUGUGGUCAGAGCCAAUAGAAAGCCCCCAUCUAUGUCUAAGGGGAAGCAGAAGUGCGACUCCAAACCCAGCUGGAAACACACAGAGACACCGAACUAGAAUACUGAGACACAGAAACCCAAUGGCAUAGAAAGACAGAUUACAAAGAGAGGAGAAAAAGAUAUAUACAUAUUUUGAGAUAAAUAUGGAUUAUUAAUAAACUCAAAGAUACAGACUCAGUGGAGAGAAACAGGACCACAGACCUUGGGACACUCAGCUGAAAGUCCACCUCGGGUACCCCUGCUGUUCCAAUGGAAACCAACACCAGGAUUCCCUCUACAGGACCAGUAAGGGUGGACAGCUACCCCUAACUGAGACAGGAUCACCCCACUGUCCUGGGACACUGUGGCAAGAGAAUGUUUUGGAGAAUCACUCUCCCGGUCCUACUGGCUGGGGUGCUCUGCGUUGCCACAGACACCAGGAAGCCCCGCCCCCAGGGCUCCAUCCCCUCACUUUUCAAGACCAAAGGCAACAUGUCGGAGCGUCAGCGCCUGUUGCCGCGAAAACCCGAAGUCCUUUCGUCAAGUCGGGAGGCCCUGGUGGUCACGGAGCGCCGGUACCUCCGACGUGACUGGUGCAAGACACAACCCCUCCGCCAGACAGUGAGUGAGGAGGGCUGUCGGAGUCGUACGGUGGUCAACCGCUUCUGCUAUGGCCAGUGUAACUCCUUCUACAUCCCCCGCCACAUGAGCCCUAGCUCAAAUCGAGGCUUGGGGUCCGGCCGGAAGAACCACAACAAGGCCCAAGAGCCCUUCCAGUCCUGUUCCUUCUGCAGGCCGCACCGCAUCACCCAGCUCACUGUGCAGCUGGACUGUCCAGGGCUGCAACCAGCCUUCCGCCAUCGCAAGGUGCAGCGUGUCAAACAGUGUCGCUGCAUGUCGGUGGAUGUGAGUGGUAACGGAAAACUGUGAGGGAUUCUUUGGAACCAGACCAUGACAGUCACCAUGGACACUAAUGUGACUGUGAAAGUGAACGUUAACAUGAACAUGAAUACCGUAGACAUGACAGGGGACAAGCUAGUAGUACCUCUCCCCUAUAUUGGACUAUGCUGCAUUAUCACUUUGUACACAGGUCUACUGGUCACACAAAAUGAACCCUACAGGUACUGGUAGUACAGAGUGGCCCAUCUAUUAGCCCUUUGACUAUAUGGACAGCUAUGGUAAAAACUACAAAUUGCAGACAUAAAUGGAUGCAUUGCACAACACCAACUGAAGCACAGACAUGUUUCAGUUCAUAUUAAACAACUGGGUCCUUGGACAUUUGGAACAUAUAAAACCAUAAGCACAGCACCAAGUUCUAGACUGAAAGUGGAGCUGCCUAUGGCAUGCUGUGGACUGGGCUUACCUGGGGGAACUGUCCAGGCAAUAGGGCUUCAGACUGAGAAAAAAGAACCUAGUCUGUCUAAGUAUCUGCCUGUGGAUUUAAGAGCCACCUGUGAAAUAAUUGACACAAAUAUCAAGCUAGCCAGUAAAGAAAUGAUAUUACUAUUUUAUGUAUAACUGUUGUACUAUAAAUAUAUAUGUAUAUGUCAAAGGAUAAGUAGCUAUAAAUAUAUAUAAAAUCUAUUUCAUGUGAAACAUCUGUGUGGUCUGAAUGCAAACAAUGUUGUGGCAAUAAAGGAUAUAGUUGACUAAUGAUGUUUGAGAAGAAUAGGCUCAACAACUAUUCAGAUAAAGACUUUCAGGACGAUUCAUCUUCAAUAAAUAGUAUUUUAUCAGGAACAAAGGCGUUAUUGCAAAUGGGGACACAGUCACCAACAGCUCUACAAGGCUCAUACAAAACAUAGAACAGGAAAACAAUUCAAACAUACAAAUCAUACAGGAUAUGUCACAUACAGAUUGCAUAUCAUUUUACAUGUAAUGUGGAUAAGGUUAUUUUUUAAAAUUGUAAUAUUAUUUCAAUAUGUAGCUAUGGUUCCAUAAUAAAAAAAACAAUAGAGGAUGAUGUGAAAUCCUCAUGACCUACUAAAUACCUUGGUUCUAAAUACCUUAGCAGCUAAACUCAAGUCAUGGUUAAGUUCAUGAUUUAUUGCAUAAACUACAACUGUACAUCACGUAUCAUCCUUCUAUGAAACUACAGUGUAUGAUAAACUGAUUAUUGUCACAAUGCAAGUUUUCACUAAGCAGGUCUGGUUUCCAUACAGGUUGUAAUGUAGAUUAAUUGAAUUGGCUCAUUUGUCAUUAACUAGCUCAGUGUGCUAUAAAGGCACUUGACUUGCUGUCUGGUAAGCAAAUAUAUAUACAAGCUCACUCUUGUUCUCCUUUUUAUACUGGAAGGCAGUGCAGGGAUGGAUAGAAAUGGCUUAUUGAAACAUGAUUGUCUUAACUGGUGUCUUCUAUCAAAUGCUACAGGGGAUAGGCUGGAUACCAGAACAUGUGUGUCGCACUGUAAAACGAUGCAUUUCUCAUUAAAAUGGCAUCUGUCCAAAAAUAA